This is a messenger RNA of Notolabrus celidotus (New Zealand spotty), 2821 nucleotides long. It is a transcript of the gene c2h19orf44, whose product is annotated as chromosome 2 C19orf44 homolog. NCBI's taxonomy places the organism in Eukaryota, Metazoa, Chordata, Actinopteri, Labriformes, Labridae. The record is from RefSeq and is a predicted model, not a curated record. Bases 211 to 2232 code for a protein of 673 amino acids. The transcript is spliced from 11 exons.
AAGAACAGGAAGGAUACACUUCCAUGGAGACGGGGACGCCAGAGUGGUUGUUAUGAUCAAUGUAUAAAACACUGUAAGCUGCUUCGUGUCACCUUAAUGAUGUGAAACUGCGAAAGGUAGUGCAAAGCCUCGAAACAGAUUUCUAAAGCUCCAUUUUCAAAGUGCAGUGGAAUUACUAACCGAGCAAACGGGAGAGUUUCCAGUCACAAGAUGUGGAGGCGAGGAGGUCGAAGCUCAGCUCUGGACCGAGCUCAAGCUCUCCUCUCCGCCAAGAGACCCGGGCGAGUAGGAGCCGAUGAGUCUGCAACCAAAACAUGGAGUCGUGCGGAUGAUGUUGACGGGUUUGUGACAACCAGAGCUGUGCCCCCAACUCAAACUUUACUAUCAGAUCUGAGUGACCUGUCCUCUGCCAGCUCAGCUCCUGACCCUGAAGCUGCCCCUGGAAGCUCUGCCACUGCAUGGAGCACCCAGGACACAGGCAGGGAACCCACCAGGGAUCUCAGACCUCAGAGCUCUCUGGGUGGAGGAGGGAGCAGGUUCUUGAAGAAGGCUCCUCCACCUGCAACUAACAGCAGUCAAGAGCCUAAUCCAAGAUACGUGUCGUCUUCACAGAGAGGCUUCCAGAACGCUGCUUUAAAUAGACUGGCUCAAAUCGAGAGUCGCUUCCGCAGCCGUAAGCAGGCUCAGGAACAAACCAGGCAGGGUUCUGAGAAUACAACCUCCGACUUGAGAAUCUCACCCCCACCAGCUGCCAGGUCCCUGGAGGCCCCCGUGCAACUCUCAGCACAGUCCAGCAGCGACCAGAGCCUGUCGGGGAAACGUUUCCUCAAGAACACCACAAGAGGCAGAGAUACUGAAGUCAGGUCCACCUCCAGAGCUGCUGAUGUUGUUUUCCCUUCGGCUAGUUUGGACAAAAAGUCGGGGGGAGUCGUGAGUGGUGUGAGUCUGGAAAGUGAUGAAGAGGACAUGAAGAAGCUGCUCGGAGACUCGCUGGAUUCAAUGGAUAGCAGCUUCUUGAAACCAAGGAGACCGUCUUCUGCAAGAACUACAGACAAGAUGUUGAUCAAAAGCAGUCCAAAGGUCCAAUCCACUCCUCCUCCAAAGCCAGCACCUACUCACUCCCCUACCUCUCCUACUCAUCGCAGUUCUCCUUUUCGAUUCACUGGCCAGGCUCAGUCCCACUUCAGCCCCUUUGCACUCUCCCCAUCCCCCUCUCCUCCCCAUAUCUCCCCGUCUCCUCCUAGAAGACUGAAUUACUCUCACAGGACCGAGAGCCCACCGAGAUCCCUCUCCUCCAUGUCUGGCUGCAGCCAGGUGAUGUCUCUGGAGGAACUUUUCCCUGCUCGGUGUAACGCUGAAGAUCUUCAGAGUGAUAUGAGUGAAGUUUUCUCUGAAGACUUCAAGAUAAAUGUGAUGACAUUAGAUGACCUCGUCCCUGCUAACCCUGGAUUUACUGAGGAAGCACCACACAAGGAGAAACAAGCCAAACACAGCUCCCCUCAACAGCUGCCUAGAUUGAAGGAGGAGGAAAAAGGCGAGCAGCAGCAGGAGGAGGAGGAGGACAUGCAGGACUACCAAAGUGACUUUGAGAGUGAGAGCAGGACAGAGCCAGAUCACAGUGCCAGCCAGGUUUCAGAGCACUUGCAGGCACAUGGAGAUGAAGAGGAGAUUGUAUCAGAGAUUAUGGAGAAAACGACUGAUUCAGAUGUUUCCCAUGGGAGGACAGGAGAUGAUUACUCAAGCACUUUCUCAGACACAAGUCGCUCUUACACCUCACCAACUGCAAACCAAAGUCAAACAUUUAACAGAGGCACGGACUCCAGAGCCCCCACAUCUUCAGUAUCACAUGCCAGCCGGUCCAGGAGACGUCCUUACACUGAAACAGUUUUAAAAGACUCAGCAGUUCAGACUCAGCCUGAUUCACUGGCUCCUGGUAUGUCAACUUUAGGUCCUACUGUGGGCACGGCUUACACGUAUCCCAGCCCAGUGGUCGCUCAUACUCUCAGUGCAGAUAUGGUGGAAGCUCUCUGCACCUUCAACCCAGCUGCAUUUGCGCUCAAUGAAGUACUGAAACAGCAACUUGCACUGACAAGACGGUUCAUUGAAAGAAACAGAGAUCUUCAUUUCAGCUUGAUGAAGAGCCUGGAACCACCAAACUAUCGAUACACCACGCUGGAGGACACCAUGGAGUUGUUCCACAGUAUAUUCGCAAACAGAGACCUCCCAAGCUGACAGUGGAGGAAGCCAUAGAAGAAGUGAUGCAGGAAAUGAAUGACCAUCAUCACAUCUGAUCACUGAAUGACCGACAACACAUCGACAUGUGUGGAAGCAAAGACAUUUUCCUGGUCCUUUUUUUCAAGAAGAGUUUGGUACAUAAAAAUAGUAUUUUUCUACCACAUGAAGGAUGAGAUUAUUUGUUGUUCUCAUAUAAAAUGUAAAGUAUCAUAAAAUUUCAAUGCUUUUGUGAAAGUGUAGUCAUCAUAGAUUCAGGUGUACGUUUGUGUCAAAGGUAGAAUCAUGCUAUGCCAAGUCUUUGUGUAUGGAUUGAAUUGUUUUAUAUUUUAAUGAUAACCUCUGCUGGUGAAAUAGCAUUGAGCGUCAACGCUGUCACUCAAACAUUCAUCAGCGUAACAUCAAGACUUUUCAUUUUCAGGGUUCGAAAUGUCAAUUUUUUAUGCUUUGUAAGAAUCGCUAGUUAACCAAAAAAUUAAACCGCAGUACAGUCUGAUUUUUUCUAUACCUUUUUACACUUUAAUGUUACUUUGUGAUUAUUGGCUAUGUCAGUGUCUGAUAUUGUGGAACAAUAAAACAUUUCUUAAUA